AUGAAGAAGCCCAUUGAGGCAAAGGUCCGUCUCUCGACGCAAGAGCUGCCCAACCAGAAACAUGCAGCCAAGGUAUUCUUGAACGGCACUCUCAUACUGGAAAACGGCCUCCAGGCAGGACAGGUCGUAUACAUUGAGUCUACCAACGACCCAAAGAAACGACGGGAAGGUAUUGUGUGGCCUUCGACGGAUAAGAACCUCGCCGGCAACAAGAGCGUGGUUCAGCUGAGUCGAGCUUUGCGGGAGGCAACGCACCUCGAGUUGGGCGAGGUCAUAAGGGUAUCCGACGCUGGAAAACCAAGCGUGCCGGAUGCCCUGGACGUGGUCAUUCGAGACGUGACGCCAGAUGCGCCCGUCAUCUCGGAUGCAGAAAGAAAGUUUGUUGCCUACAAUGUGGAAUGUGCGCUCGAAACUGCCGAGUUCGUCUUCCCCGGCCUCAACCUGGACAAGGUGCUUGGAAAAGGUGUCAAGCGUUCCUUCAUUGUCGAGUCAGUCAACGGCUCAGGGACCAAUGUCGCCAAAUAUUGUACCGAUACACGAGCUCAGUGGCUCGAGGCUGACGCUGGUAAUGGAGAUCAGGCCCAGCCCCCCCCUGGCCGACUAGAGAUUUCCGGAAUUCCCGGCAUGGCAGAUGCACUGGACAAACUCGAUGACUUCUUCAGCGACUACGAUGUCAAGUUCAGCCAUGGGGCAUUCCCCCACCCCUCAUGCGGUAUCGUUGUACAGGGAAGCCGGGGAACAGGAAAAUCCAUGCUUCUAAACAGGAUUGCAGAUACACGAUGGGGAAGCGUCAAGCGCAUCAAGACUACAGACAAGCCACAAGCCAUCCAAGAGUCUUUUAGGAACGCCAUUGACGAUGAAAAGGCAACCAUCAUUCUUAUCGAUGAUAUGAGAGGGGUGGUGGGCAAGGAUCGGCCCGCUGCCACUGAUGCUGUUCUCAAUGGUCUCGAAGAGCUCGCAGUCUUGACCAUCGGAAACAAGAAACGUCCAAAUGUGCUCGUGGUAGGCAGUUGCCGCAACUACUUGGAAGAUGUCCCCGAGGGCUUGCAGACGAGGCUCGCAUUUGGGCGCCACGUUACGCUCACCAUUCCCGAUGCACCAGCGCGGAAGGAAAUUAUUCGAUCAUAUUCGCCCAACUUCAUGCCGGAACACUUUGACAAAUAUGUCUCCGACCUGGGAGAUCGCACUCAUGCUUACACGGGUAGCGACCUGGUGGACCUUUUGCACAGCGCUUUUAGAGCUUCACAACGCCGAACAAGAAAUCGGGCUGGCGGCGAACCCAUCACCUGGGAGGAUGUUCAGCGAGCGCUCCAAGAGAUCCGACCCACGGCCAUGCACGACAUAACGUUGAAGCCGCCCACUGUAAGAUGGAACGAUAUCGGAGGAUACCAGGAAGUAAAGACAACACUCCAGCAAGUGCUGAACCGCUCUACGGACAUGGUCGUAAGCUGGAAACCGCCAAAGGGAGUAUUAAUGUACGGACCUCCGGGCUGCUCAAAGACCAUGACGGCCCAGGCCGUCGCCACCGAAUCCGGCUUCAACUUUUUCGCCGUCAAGGGUGGGGAGCUGCUAAACAUGUACGUCGGAGAGACGGAACGAUCGAUCCGCAACCUCUUCCAGAGAGCCAGGGAGGCAAGCCCCAGUGUGAUUUUCUUUGAUGAGAUCGACUCCAUUGCCGGCAAUCGGUCAGGGGGCGGCGCUACGGCGGGAGGCGGUGUACAAGCCCUCACCACUCUGCUGACGGAAAUGGACGGCUUCGAGGAGAUGGGCAACGUGUUUGUCUUGGCGGCGACGAACAAACCAGACUCGCUUGACCCGGCUCUCAUGCGACCGGGCCGUUUCGACGAGCUCAUCUACGUACCGCUCCCCGACGAGCAGGCACGAGAAGCCAUCAUCUCAAGAAAGGCCCAGGAGCUGCGGUUCCCUCCCCUCGAUAUCCCCGAGCUGGCCAGGCGAACUCAUGGCUAUUCGGGAGCCGAGAUCAGCCGCAUCUGCGACAAGGCUUUUAUGCCGGUGGACUCUAACGCUGACACGAAUGGCGAGCCCGACGGCAUGGCUGUGCUAGAGAGAGCCAUUCGGAGGACGCCAAAGGGCGUGACCAGCGAGAUCUUGGCGCAUUUCACAGCGUGGCGAUUGUCUAGGAAUGAGUUUUAG
Molecule: messenger RNA, 2154 nt
Organism: Pestalotiopsis fici W106-1
Lineage: Eukaryota; Fungi; Ascomycota; Sordariomycetes; Amphisphaeriales; Sporocadaceae
Exons: 2
Coding region: 1-2154 (717 amino acids)
Cellular component (GO): cytoplasm
Molecular function (GO): ATP hydrolysis activity; ATP binding
Source: RefSeq, a predicted model, not a curated record